GCACUUUUAUUCACACCUACCCCAAGCCAUGUCGUUCAAGUUCCCCAGUUUGAAGUCCAUCCAAGACUCUCUCCCCAAGGUUGACCUUGAGAAUUUAACCAAGUCGAUUUCAAAUGUCAAUGCCUCCAAGGCGGUCCAAGACUACUCGGACCUGUUGAAGGACACCAUUCAGCCAUUUGCGUCCCGCACCCAAACUCUUAUUGCCACUCAGAUGCACCAGGUGCAACAGUUGGCUGCCACACACUACAACACCAACGUUGAGGUCAGUGAGUUGCCUGCAGACUAUCUUGAGUUGGAACAUCGUUGUGACUUGCUCUUGAAGUUGUACACCGAUUUAAUCCAUAUCACCAGUGACACUUAUGGCAAGGUCUCGUACGACUACCCACCUGGGAGCAACUCGUUUGCCCUCAUCCGGGACGCCAACGUUGGCUCAAUCAUCGGCAGCAAGUUCAAUCAAUUGAGAGCUGCUGCCACCCCUCAAGAAUUGGAACGUGCUCUUUUGGGAGGGGGCAGUGACAGCUCAGCAGAUGCUUCUGCUACUGCUGCUUCUUCCAACGAGUCCGAAAGUGCCGCCACAAAGCUUCCAAAGACUCUUUACCACGAAUUACACCAAAUCGCCAGCACCAAUGGAACCGCCUUUGAGUCUUCUACUCCAGUCGGUCAAGCCUUGCAAGAGCUCUCUGCCGCAUACCUUGCUGUAGGAGACGCUCGUCUUGAACAGGAUAAGCAGGUGAUGACAGAAGUCAACGCCAAAUUGGUUUCUGUGUUGAACGAUGAAUUCAUCAAGGUGACGGAAUUGCGUAAGCGUGUAUAUCUGUCUCGUCUGCAAUUCGAUCUUAUUCGUGCUGAGGUUGACGCUGAAGCCGAGGAAGAAAACGAAGAGUUGAUUGCCCGUGAAGACGAAUUGGUCAAUGCAACUGAAGCUGCCGUUUUGGAAAUGAAGAAGUUGUUGAAGCCAGCCAAGAAUGUUUCCUUGUUGAAGGUUCUUGUCCAUGCUCAACGUGACUACCAUGCGGCCUCUGCCAAACGCUUGGCUGCUGCUGCUGAUGCCUUGGACAAGAUUGACAUCGCUGAGGAUGAUGAUGACGAAGAGUAGGGAUUUUUUUUUAUAAUGAGUAUAUUUAUUAGUACGGAAAAAAAUAAACAAAUAAUGCAGAGAAUAUG
Molecule: messenger RNA, 1164 nt
Organism: [Candida] anglica
Lineage: Eukaryota; Fungi; Ascomycota; Pichiomycetes; Serinales; Debaryomycetaceae
Source: the annotation of a GenBank genome assembly